AUGUACGGUCGAAAUCUCAAUGGCACGGCUGAGAUCGCAUCUCAGAAUGAGAAUGGGGACGAGGAGAAGCAGGGGGGACGAGGAGAAUCAGGGGACGAGGAGAAGCAGGGGGGCGAGGAGAAGCAGGGGGGCGAGGAGAAGCAGGGGGGCGAGGAGAAGCAGGGGGGCGAGGAGGACGAGAACUAUUCGCUUCGGCUGCUGUCGCCAGUCUCCCCUAUUCUUGGCGCGCAAUUUCCUCCAUUCCCGCGCGGGCGUUAUGACGCGCAAGCCACAAUCUUUCCGCUGAUCGCCCCCCAAGUCUUCUCCCCGCGUGGGCUGGCCAGCGGAGGGAGAUUCGCUGUGGCGGAGGAUUUGCGGGAGCGAUCCGCAGCUGCAGAGGCUGCGGGGGGAAGGGGAGGAGGCGGAAGAUGGGGAGGGGGGAAUUCAGGCGGCUGGCGGAAAAAGGGUGCCGAAAAGGCGGCAGAGCAUGUGGACGGGUGGGGAAGAAGAAACACCGGCGCGCGGAAAGGGGGGAGUUUGAGCGGGGGCGGAAGGCGGGAAGGGCUCGCAGGGGCACAGUCGACGGGGGGAGAGCAGGGCGCGCGGGGGAAAGAACGUAGCGGUUCCGCUGGAGGGAAGAGUGGGGAGGGCGCGGAGAAGCUUUCCCCCUCCGCUGGGCGGGAGAUGGAGAGGUUGCGCGACAAUCUGGCGCGGAUGCGGCGGGAGGCGCUGGGGAGGGCGCUGGAGAGGGCGGGGCGGGAGGGGCGCGUGGGGUGGGCAGAGGCGCAGUGGCUGGUGGAGGGUAUGAUGAACAAGGGGGAUGGCAUUCGCGCUUACAGGAUCCUCCAGUGGGCGCAGCAGCAGCCAUUCUACUCGCCCUCCCCACCGCUCCUCUCCUCACUCCUCCUCCUCCUAGCGCGCACGCACCGCAUUCCACCCAUGCUCGCCCUUCUCGACCACUGCCUCUCCCUCCACCCCCACGCACCGCCAGAGGCACAGGGCAGUGUAGGGCCCUCGUCCCAGGCGCUCGUGCCUUGUGUGUCCUCUGAGUCGACUGAAACGGCACCUCUCCACCACACAGCAGUGCCGAUGGGGUCGGCUGUGCCGGCGGGGCCAGUGGGACCGGUGGGACCGGUGGGUCCGGUGGGGUCGGCUGUGUCGGCGGGGCCGGUGGGGCCAGUGGGACCGGUGGGGCCGGUGGGUUCGGUGGGGUCGGCUGUGCCGCUGCGCGUGGUGCAGACAUGCAUGGGCGCGCUGCUGAAGUCGGCGCAUGAUGAGAUGGAGCGCGUGUGGGAGCUGUAUGGCAUGGGGGAGAGAGAGGGGGGCAGGGGCAGCACACCCGACUGGCUUGUCAAUCAGAUGUUCGAGCCCCAAGUGGCGAGGGCGCCACAUGCACAAGGCAGAGGCGCUUCUGAAAGAGAUGAGGGAGAAGAGGGAAGCAAAAAACCAUUUUCACCACUUUCUACCACUUGCCACCGUUUCCUCCAGGCCUUUUCCAGCCCCAAGUGGCGAGGCCGCCACAUGCACAAGGCAGAAUCACUCCUAAGAGAGACGAGGGAGAGGAGGGGGGAAGGGAAGAAUCAGCAGCGCAGCUCGGCCCCUCUGCUGCACAUGUACGCGUCUCUGGUGCGGCAUCACGCCAGGGAGGGCCACGUCAGCAAGGUGGUAACCCUGUUACAGCAGAUGCGGGACGACCUGGCGGCAUCGGGACGAACGGUGCCGCCCCAGGCAGUCGAAGCGGUGGUGUUUGCAUGCGCCCGGGCGGUGUAUCUGAGCAAAAAGAGGAAAGAGAAAGGGGGAGUGGUGGGGUCGCAGAAAGAUAUGGGUAGAGGAGGUAGGGGAUACAGCAGAGGAGGCACAGGGGGAGGAGAGGAGGAAGGGGAGUUGGCCGCUGCAGCACUGGCUGAUCAUGUGUCUGCUGCCAUGAGGGAAUUACACGAGGCUGUGAGGGCUCGAGGAGGGGAAGGAAAGGGGGAUCGAGACAGGAAGAGAGAGGAGGAGGGUGGAGAGAAGGGAUAUGAGGUGGGUGAGAGGGUGUGGGCGGCAUAUAUGGAAACUCUGAACCAUGCAGGGCGGUAUGAAGCGAGCAUUGCUGCAUGGCCGCAUGUCAUGGCGAUCAAGAGAGUGGCGGCAGAGUGGCAGGAAAGAGAGGAGGAUGAUCUGAUGGGUGAUGCGAGCAGAGGGAGGGUGGGCGAGUGGGAGCGUGCAGCGCGGGGCAUGCGUAUGGGAAGCAGAGAAGCAGCAGCAGCAGCAGCAGAUGCAUACGGAGGGGAGAGUCUUUGUCUUCCCGGGCUGCGCGCGUGCAAUGCUUAUCUUGCAGCACUGGCAGGAGCAGCGGUGGCGAGCGGGGUAAUGGGGAGCACAAGGGAGGCGGAGAGGUGGGGGGAGGAGGCGGAGGGGUUUUUUAGGGCCAUGCUGCGGGCAGAGAGAGGGCCGCUCACUGCUGCUGUGAACGCGCUGCUGCACAUGUACCUCCACCAGUCACGCCUCAACGACCUGGAGAGACGGUUCCAAGGGAUGAAGGAGGUGCGUCGCAUCUUGGGUGCGGGCGGUGCCUUCUUGACCGCACCUGCUACCACUCUUUCUCCUCGGAGGACGAUCGAACGUCAACAGGAGCACACGUCCGGUCCUCCUCUCCCUGUCUCAUCCCACACCUGUCUCAUCCCACACCUGUCUCAUCCCACACCUGUCUCAUCCCACACCUGUCUCAUCCUUCCUUGGUUGAUUUUCGUGCCUAACUCGCAGGUGGGGUGCCUCCCUGACCUACCUGACUGCACAUGGCAUGGCAGCGCCCAAGCCCCCGCUCCCCGCUCACCCCACGCGUGUUCCCUCCUUCCGUCUCUCAACCCCGUGCUUCUCCCGCAGGUGGGGUGCCUUCCUGAUUGCACAUCCUACCACCUGCGACUGGCAGCGCACACCAAAGCCGGCAAUCUAGGCAUGGCGAAGAAAAUCUUCCUCGAAAUGAACUCCAACCAGGACGUAGGCGUUGACGCUCACACCUACAACCUCAUCAUAGCUGCAUGCGGCGCAGCAGGCGACACCAGAACGGUCCGUUCACUGUAUCUGGACAUGGUUGGGAAUCGGAAGGACCGGGGGCGGAAACCCGGUAUGGUGCUGGUGGGACCAGCGAGAGAAGCGGCGGAAGCUGUGGUGGGGAAGUUGAGGGUUGAGAGGGAUGAGACGCGGAGCAUGAAGCUGAGUAAGGAGCAGCGGCAGGUGUUGGCAGGGGUGCUGCUGGGUGGCGCGAGGAUCGCGGCCCAGGACAACGAACGGACGUACGAGAUUCAUUUCGAGCAGCCGUUGGACAAUCCUGGCCGUGUAGAGCUGCUGGAGGGGCUGUACAGGGCGUUUGGGUCGUGGGCGAGUGCCCCGCCCAGAAACAUGCUCCUGCUCAUGCCGCCCGCCCCAGACGCUCCUCCCGAUGUUGCCGCAGCAGCCGCCGCCGCUGCUAAUGCCGCUGCCGCAUCUGUUUCUGUUUCUGCUGCUGCUGCUGCUGCUGCUGCUGCUGCUGCUGCCGCGACUGCAACUGCUGCAGCUUCUUCCUCUGCACCACCCGCUGACGUCUUAGCAGCGGCGGGGGUUCGUCCCAUCCGCGUGCGUCACUUUGCCACCAUCCCCCACACGGCCCUCCGCUACCACGCGCAGCGCUACCACCCGCAGGGCCCCCGCGUCAUUCCGAAGCUCAUUCAGCGCUGGCUCACCCCUAAGACGCUCGCCCACUGGUACAUGUACAGUGGGCGGCGGUGUGAGGAGACUGGGGGGAUGAUUCUGCACGCAAAGCAGUACUCGAGUCGAGAUUUGAGGAGGAUUGCGCGGGCGUUAUGUGUGUCGGUGCGGGAUUGUAGCGUGAAGAUGAGGUAUAGGCGGCCGGGGCAGAGGGUGUUGGAGAAAGGAGGGAGGAAGGCGGGGAAGAGGACGAGGAAGUUGGCGAGGAGUGGGGAGGGGGAGGAGGAGGGUGGAGGAGGGAGUGAUAGGUUGAGGUGGAAAGCGCAGAUGGGGAGGGUGGCGUUGGAGAGUCCGUGGGAUGCGCCGAACCUGAUUCGGUUCGGCGGAGCCACGGCGACGAGGCUGUGGAAGUUCAUGGAGGCGCAUGUGCUGCCGAGCCUGCGGGAUGAGCUCCGGCCGGGCGUGAGGAUGAGGUUCGGGGGAAGUGGUGUGGGUGGGCGUGGUUUGGAGGGAGGUGGUGUGAUGGGAGAGAGCAGGGAAGGGGAGAGAGAGGGUGGGUGGGAGGAGGACGAGGAGGGGGAGAGGGUGGUGGGGGAUGGAGUGAUGGGUAGGGAGGGCAGAGGGGAAGUUAGGGGAGAGGAGGAGAAAGAGGGUGGAGAGGUGUGGUCUGAUGACGCAUGGGGUUUUGAUGUUCAGGAUGAGCGGGAAAGAGAUGAGGAUGAGGAGGACGAGGAGGACGAGGAGGAAAAAGAGGGGGAGGAGGAAGAUGAUGAAGAGGAAGGAGAAGAGGAUGAGGAUGAUGGCGAUGAUGAUUGGGACGACCGGGGGAAUGAACAGUGGGAAGAAGGGGAGGAGGCGGAGCUUGAAAUGGAGGAGGGUGAUGCAGGAGAAGGGCGGAGCGACGACAAGAGAGAAGGGAGAAGCGCUGGCAGGGCAGGGCUUGAGCAGCAAGAGGAGCAAGAGGGGCAAGAGGAAGUGGGCAAGUAUGAGAGGAGGAGAUUCAGUCGGGGCCGGUUUAGCGAGAGGGAAAGGGAGAAGGACACAAGGGAAGAGAUUGGGCUGAACGAGUGGAUGCCUCUGGAGCUGGCUCUGUACAUGGAGAAGGUGCAGACGCCCGUGUUCAAGAAGAAACCCAAGAAGCGAUGA
Messenger RNA from Closterium sp. NIES-65, 4791 nucleotides. The record is from the annotation of a GenBank genome assembly. NCBI's taxonomy places the organism in Eukaryota, Viridiplantae, Streptophyta, Zygnematophyceae, Desmidiales, Closteriaceae.